GUUUUUAUACCAGCCACGUGAUUGAUUGUUGUUGAUUUUUGUUGUUGAAUUCGUAAUUUUUUUUUUUGAAAUUAACAAUUUUCAGAUUUUAAUGCCUCGAUACGCCCAAUUAGUUGUCGGACCAGCCGGCAGUGGCAAAUCAACAUUUAUUGCCUCAAUGCUUACUCAUGCUGAAACAUCAAAACGAUCCAUGUACGCCGUAAAUUUGGAUCCAGCCGCCGAAGUUUUCAAUUAUAAUGCCAUUGCCGAUAUUCGUGAAUUGAUUCAUGUUGAAGAUGUAAUGGAAGAUACAGAUUUGAAUUUCGGUCCAAAUGGUGCAUUAGUCUAUGCAAUGGAAUAUCUGAUGAACAAUCUUGAAUGGUUGACGGAAAAAUUAGGCACCCAAGAAGAUGAUUACGUUCUAUUCGAUACACCUGGCCAAAUUGAAUUAGUAUCACAUUUUGGUUUGAUGAAAACAUUUGCCAAAUAUCUUGAAUCGCUAAAUUUUCGUGUCUGUGUCGUGUUUUUACUGGAUUCACAAUUCAUAUCGGAUAUGUCGAAAUAUUUUAGCUCAUUGAUUAUUUCAUUGAUAACUUUAAUCAAUCUCGAAUUACCUAUGGUAAAUCUAUUGACUAAAAUUGAUAAAUUACCUGAUGAUCAAAAGAAAGCAUUGGAAGAUAUAUUAGAACCAAGUUCCGAUUUACUUAGUGAAGAUUUACCCUGUUUUCAACGUAAUCGUAAUGAACGUUUCUAUCGAUUAAGUCGUGCAUUUGCACAGAUUAUUGAUAAUUAUUCACUGCAUAAAUUCUUACCAAUUUCCGUUCUCGAUGAAGAUCUUAUGAAUGAUGUUCUACUAUCCAUUGAUAAUUGUAUUCAAUGGGGUGAAGAUAUUGAAGUGAGCGGUAUAGAUAUUGAUUCCUAAUAUAUCAUUUUUCUAAUUCCAUCCACAUUUUUGUAUUAUAAUUUUGUCAACAUAUAUUAUAAAUAAAUUGAUUAAUUAAAAUGAAAUUUUUAUUUUUAUUUCAAACA
Dermatophagoides farinae (American house dust mite) is the source of this 1008-nucleotide messenger RNA. Its product is annotated as GPN-loop GTPase 3. Gene Ontology annotation, molecular function: GTPase activity. The record is from RefSeq and is a predicted model, not a curated record. Lineage: Eukaryota; Metazoa; Arthropoda; Arachnida; Sarcoptiformes; Pyroglyphidae.